AACCCUAGAGAAUCUGUCUCGCAAAUAUAUCGAUCAUUUCAUUCGCCUUCUCUCUUGGUCUUUGGCGCCGACCCAAACCCAAUCUCGCUGAUAGAACAAAGCUUCUCCCACAACUCACCAACUCGAACUCAAACUCAAACUCAAACUCAAACCCACACCAAAGCUCAGUGUUCGAAGAUCGAAAACGGGAAGAAAGAGGCAGAUGUCGAUUUACCAACAGGCUAUCGGUUUGAUCCGUCGGAAGAUGAGAUUGUUGUGUACUAUCUUUUCAACAAGAUUUUGGACCGGGAACUUCCUAUCACCGACGUUAUAAAAGAGAUUUCUGUGUAUGAUCAUGAUCCGGAUGAGCUCCCCAAUGGCGAUUUCAAACAUGGUUGUGACUGCAAUGAGGCCUUUUACUUCACAUAUACAGAACAGAUUUACAGCAGUGAAGGGAAGAUAACUAGAAGGACGACAAAGAGUGGUUACUGGGACCUAGAUGGUGAGGAAGAAGAGGUUAAAUACGGCAAUGGCGACAUAACCGUCGGGUUCGAAAAAGUUAUGGUCUUCCACAAGGGAACUGCACCAAACGGAAUCGAAACUGACUUUAUCAUGCAUGAGUUCAGGCUUAAUCCUCUUAUAGUCCCUACUCAUGUCCUCAAUGAUAGCAUAAGGGCAAAGAUUGAGAGGUAUAUGGUGUGCAGAAUUAUACACGAAGGAAUUUCAAAUUAUCAGCCCACAUUCAAACUUCCACCAGGAUGGACUGCUAGGCCUGUUGAUGAAGGAGAACCAAAUUGAUAUGGCAGAAAUCUUUGUGCUUAGUAUAGGGACCCAGUUUUGCCUUGGUCUUUGACAUUGGAAGUUGCAGAUUGAAGAAAUAGCAAAUUGACUUCCUCCCCUUGAUGUUUUUCUCUUCCAGUGCUUUAUUUAAUUGGGAGAUCUCUUCCAGUUCUUUUGUUUGGCCGACUAUUCUUAUACUUGCCCCAUAAUUUUCUUUGUUGUUAAAAUGAAUAAAUUUUUAUUGGCUCUAAUUUCUUCGAACUUUCCCGAGAGGGAC
Prunus dulcis (almond) is the source of this 1036-nucleotide messenger RNA. RefSeq names its product NAC transcription factor 29-like. The annotation marks the transcript as partial. Lineage: Eukaryota; Viridiplantae; Streptophyta; Magnoliopsida; Rosales; Rosaceae. Gene Ontology annotation, molecular function: DNA binding. Gene Ontology annotation, biological process: regulation of DNA-templated transcription. The record is from RefSeq and is a predicted model, not a curated record. The transcript has 5 exons.